Molecule: messenger RNA, 1349 nt
Organism: Prorocentrum cordatum
Lineage: Eukaryota; Dinophyceae; Prorocentrales; Prorocentraceae
Source: the annotation of a GenBank genome assembly
GCCGAAUCCUAUCGGUUGUACCCGUGUUCAUUGCCAAGCUCGAGGGCUCCAACAUCUCCGGUACCGCCAAACUUCGGAGAAAUGUUGCCCUACAUUCGGUGGUCAAAGAUAUUGACGUCUUCACUGCGUCGCCCCACCAACUAAGGGAAGCAGAACGCGGGCCACGUUUAGACAGGCAGCCGCUCAAGUCGGGGACAUCCAGCUUCACAGAGCAGGACAUCAACUGUGCCAGCAAGGUUCAAGAUCAUGCCUUACAUACCGAGUUGUUCAGACAUUUCGACAUAGUCUUGUACGGUGUACCACCCGAGAGGCUGCUCAACCUGACGAUGGGCCUGCCGAGGGCCCACCAGAAGUUGAGGAGCAGUGUGCGUACCAAGCUGCUGACCAGCAUGUUGAGCAAACCGUUCAUAAGCUUGCCAAGGACGUGCAAGGUGACAGUUCUGAACAGCAGCUUCCUGACCCUGCCUUUCAGCAUGAUUGUGCUGGGGCAACUCAGCCUGAGUGCGUCGAAGGUGGUUCUGAUCCUUCUGACCUUUUCGAUGCUGCCGAUGGUGCAACUUGGGAUCAGUAUGAAGAAGCCGCUGAUAAUGUACAUCCAGGUAUUCUCCCUGGGCAUGCUGGGCAUGCUGAUUGUCCUGCAGGCGUUGCUGAAGCCGUGCCUCACGACCUACAUGGUGGUCAUGUUGAUCGUUCGGAGGUUGACGGUGGCUGCCAAGGUGAUCUUCCCACAGAACGGCCCCGCGAUGAAGGGCGACAGUUCCGAGUUGGAAGUAGAGCACGUGAUCGACACAGAGACGCACGUCGAGUCCCAGCCUUGGCUUCGUGGGCCGUUGAACUACCACGUGCAGCUUGAGGAACGCGGAAAGAACAAGAAGUUGCUAGAAAUCCUUGGCACCUUGGCGUCUCACCGUGUUGUUGUGUUGGUCAAGUCCGAGAGGAAGGCUUCCGCUCUUGCCAUGGUGCUCGAGAAGUGCAAUUUCCCGUCGAUUGCAAUACGUUCUCGCGCGAGUCAAGAGGACCAACUAAGCAGGCAGUAUCGGGAGCCUGACAAGUGCAUCAUAGUCUGCACCAAUUUGGUCGGCAGUGGCAUGGACGCAGAGAAGAUGAAUGCCAUCAUUAACCACGACUUGCCUGCUGAACUUGAUUAUUACUUGCAUUGUGUGGGGGGCUGGGAGAGUAGUUCAAUCAUUGGCCUGGUGAUUGUUUUUUCGGCUACUGCCAGCGAUGCCGAGGUUCUGGCUACAAUCCAGCAUCGGCUUCAGGCCAACUUCUGCGAGUUGGCCUCUGAUGGUGGGGUCGUGUUGCAGGGCAUCGCGAAUGUGUCUGCAGGCAAGCAGGCUUCUGCAUAA